Messenger RNA from Harmonia axyridis, 2182 nucleotides. RefSeq names its product juvenile hormone esterase-like. NCBI's taxonomy places the organism in Eukaryota, Metazoa, Arthropoda, Insecta, Coleoptera, Coccinellidae. The transcript has 10 exons. Bases 389 to 2089 code for a protein of 566 amino acids. The record is from RefSeq and is a predicted model, not a curated record.
AAUCUAAUUCAUCACUCUACUCAAAUAAUGACCCUAAGUAAUUUUCCAAUUUAAAAUAUUUGAUCGAAUUAAGCCAUUUAAUUUUCUAAUCUAGAAAUAACCGAUUUUAGAGCAGCAAAAUGAAAAAAAAACUAGAUUAUUUCAAGAUCUGUGAAAGCAUUCUCAUUCUGAAACGUUUUGUCCUUAGUCUUAAAGCUAUUAGUCCUGUAUCUCCCUAUUCGUUGUACAGUUUUUGUUGAUAUUUAUUAUGAUUAUGCAAAUUGUUAAUCACAUGGCCGGUAAACCACUUUAGCUAAUUGUGUGUUACUUUAUAUAAAGGGUCAGAUAAUUUAUUACUUCAGUAGUUCUUAAGGGACAGAUUUGAUAUGUGAACUGAAAGUUUUACAAAAUGAUUCGAAUUUUCCUACUUGUUUGCGUUGGUCUGGUCUUUGCCAGACCAGAUGUUAAGAUGGUACUGAACAAUGGACAAACACCCAUUGUGACGUCAUCUCUGGGACAGUACCAAGGUACUCUAAUGACUACUAGAUUGGGGAAGCAGAUCUUUGCCUUUAGAGGUAUUCCAUAUGCCCAACCGCCAGUCAAUGAACUCAGAUUCAAGCCUCCAGUUUCAGUAGCCAAACACGAAGGAGUGUUCAACGCUUCUGAAGAUGGCGCUGCAUGUCCACAGAAUACGGUAGAUCCAAUCUCAGAAAAUUGCCUCCUACUUAAUAUAUACACGACUAAACUUCCAAAGGGUGGCGAACAUCCUAAACUAGCUGUCUUAGUUUACAUCCACUCUGGUGAAUUCAGCAGCUUGUCAGGUAGAAGCAACAGAGCUGGUCCAGAGUAUCUGUUGGACCAAGAUGUGUUGUUGGUUACCUUAAACUACCGUUUGGGAGUACUUGGUUUUUUGAGCACUGGAGACAAAGAAGCUCCAGGCAAUAAUGGCCUCAAAGACCAAGUUAUGGCUCUACGUUGGCUCAAAGAAAACAUCGAAGCUUUUGGAGGAGAUGUCAACUCUAUCACUCUUUAUGGAUACAACGCAGGUGCUGUCAGCGUCUCUCUGCACUUGAUGUCGCCUAUGUCUAAAGGACUGUAUCACAAAGUCAUCAUGAGUGGUGCUUCGGCAUUGGGCCAGUGGCCAUUUGAGCAUAACCAGAUGAAUUUGGCGAAGAAGCUGGCUAAGGCUGUUGGAUGUCCAGAUGAUACUUCGGCUAACAUUAUUAAAUGUUUAAAGGGAAAACCUGCGAAUGAACUUGGGCAAUCUCAAUCAAAAUUAGCUGAGUUUGGAAACGAACCCUUGUUCACCUGGAAGCCGGUGAUUGAAGGCGACUUUGGCCAAGAGAGGUUCCUUCUAGAACACCCUGUACUUUUGGCACGAGAAGGCAAAUUCGAAAAAGUUCCAAUGCUGACAGGGGUGACAACUGAUGAGUUUGCUGGCAGGGCAGUUGAUAUCUACAAGCAUGCCGAUCUUCUUAAACAACUGGAGGAAAAUUGGGAGAAUACUGCUCCAAUCGUCUUCAUGUAUGAAAGAGAUACCGAUCACUCCAAAACCAUCAGUAAAGCCUUAAGAUCCUAUUACUUCGGUGACAAGAAGUUUGACAACAGUACAGUGUCCCAUAUGACUCAGUUAUACGCUGACGGCUUAACAGGUUUUGCAGUCAAUAGGGGAGUGAAGUUAUUAGCUGAGAAAAAUACACAACCCGUCUUCUACUAUAAAUUCAACUACAAAGGAAGAUAUAGUCAUUACUACUUGCCAGACAGUAACGGAACCAUACCAUACGGCGUGGCUCACCAUGACGAUUUGAUCUACUUAUUCUAUGUAUCUGCUAACUUCCCCAAGAUUGGAGCAAGUGAUGCCGAAUCACCAACAGUUGAAAAAAUGACCUCUAUGUGGGCAAACUUCGCCAAGCAGGGAAAACCCAUUCCAGACAAUAAUGAAAAACUCGACAGCGCCAAAUGGGAACCUUUCAACAUCAAAUCCCAAAGAUACUUAGACAUCGGAAACAAACUGACAGUUGCUGAAAAACUCUUCGAAAAAAGAUACGGAGAAUGGGAUAAACUCUUCCCCUAUUCUUUCUACAACAAAUUUAAGUCGAGCAUGGGUUGAAACCAAGAUCCUAUCUGUUGAUGGUUUUUUUAUUUUGUAAUAUAUAUUGUUCAGUUUUUACGUGCAAAUAAUAUAGUUGAGUUGCAAUAUUGA